Messenger RNA from Chondrus crispus (carragheen), 2780 nucleotides. RefSeq lists its product as hypothetical. The transcript is spliced from 2 exons. Gene Ontology annotation, molecular function: calcium-dependent phospholipid binding. The record is from RefSeq and is a predicted model, not a curated record. Gene Ontology annotation, biological process: cellular response to calcium ion. Gene Ontology annotation, cellular component: plasma membrane. The coding region runs from base 1 to 1704 and encodes 567 amino acids. NCBI's taxonomy places the organism in Eukaryota, Rhodophyta, Florideophyceae, Gigartinales, Gigartinaceae.
AUGGACAUCUUCAGUCUCUCCGACCCUUUCGCCAUUCUCUUCCACAACAAGACCGGCGCGGCAGACAACUCCCCCGCCCGCCACAACUCCUCACGCGACACCAACGACGAAUCUGGACCCCCCUCUCAUUCCAUCCUCUCGCUCCACGAAAUCGUUCCUUCAGCCCCCGCUGUCCUGGCCGCCGGUUCCGCACACGGCGCCUACACCCCACGCGACUCGCGCUGGGAGAAAGUCGGCCGCACAGAGACUGUUACCGAUACCCUCAACGUCGCUUUCGCCACCUCCUUCGAAAUCCCUUACUUUUUCGAGCGCAAUCAGAAGCUCGCCGUCGACGUCUUUGACAGCGAUGCACGCUCAGAACGCGAUGAAGACCUUCAUCGUCAUGACUACCUCGGCUCCAUCGAGGUAGCGGUCCCUUCCCUCGUCCGUGCCCCAAGUCAGAAACUAACUCUACCGCUCAAGACAAGCUCCAACCCCAAUCAAAGAAAUGGCUUUUGCACUCUCAUAGUCGAGGAAGUCACAAUGGGCAAACAGCGCGUUCUCUACGACAUGUCUAUUCAAAACUUAAGAAAAACAAUCCCCUUCUCCCGCGCCAAAGGUCCCUACGUCACAAUUUCUCGCAGACACAGAGCAGAGGGAGGUACAGAUGACAAAUGGAUCCCCAUUCUCCGCACACCCGCCCCGGGAAAGCUCACUACUCACCCAAGAAAAUGCUAUGACCUUGGCAAGCUUAACCACAACUACCAAAAGUUGUGCCAUUGCGAUGAGAACCUUCCGCUGCGAUUCGACGUCAGUUAUGAAAAACGCGGCAAGCACAAAGUCAUUGCGACCUCUACCGUCAGUUUGAAGCAGGCGAGAGAGGCCGCGGACGUUAUCGACCUCGUCUCCGCUAAAGCGGUGACAUGCGCGACGGCAGGAUCACCAAAUGGCCAGCUUUUGCUGCAAAACGGAGUCAUCCUAGAAGACAACACUUUCUUAGACUAUAUUGUCGGAGGUUGUGAGAUUUCUCUGGUUGUUGGCAUCGAUUUCACCUCCAGCAACGGAGAUCCCUUGCAGCAGGGAACCUUGCAUUAUUGGGAUACAAUGCAACCAAAUGAGUACGAACUGGCUAUCCGUGCUGUCGGUGAUAUUCUAGCCUACUACGACACAGAUGAACGAUUUCCGGCUUACGGCUUUGGGGCAAAACUACCACCUGACUUUCAAGAACCUCGCCACAUCUUCUCCCUUACCGACAGCGCCGAUCCUACAUGUCACAAGAUUGAUGAAGUCCUGAACAUGUACAGACAAACUCUUUACAACAUCCGUCUUUCCGGACCGACUGUCUUCGCUGAGAUCGUUCGCGCCGCCGCGGCGCACGCUCAAGCUGAGCUUUCACGGCACGAACAGUCGUAUACCAUUCUUCUCAUCGUCACGGAUGGCAUCAUCAAUGAUUUGGACAAUACCUUGGACGAGAUCGCGAAAGCGGCAUUCCUGCCUCUGUCAAUUGUCAUCAUUGGCGUCGGAAACGCCGACUUCACAGAUAUGGAGCGACUGGAUGGCGAUGACCGAAACUUGGAUCGGGAUAUUGUACAGUUUGUUAACUUUCGACAAUUCAAGGAUAUGCGGGAAGUGCUGCAAGCCCAGGUUCUUGAAGAAAUCCCAAGGCAAUUCUUGCAGUAUAUGGAGAUGCACGGAAUCAUGCCUCGUCAACCGCCAGUCGAUUAGCCGAGCGACCUCCAAGUCCAAAGGCGAACGCGAAGCUCCAUAUGUUCACUGUUCGAGGUUGAAUCCCAAGGUCAAAGCCAUCGUAUAACGUUUUCGGUGUGCUGCGCUCUAAUAUAUCGCUUGUGUUCCACGAGCCGCGUAGGAAAUUCCCCUUCGGUGGAAGCGUUGUACUACACUUGUAACCUAGUGCCGCUCUAUUAUGGUCAUGGCGUUUGAUCUCUUCAUGCAUGUGGUCUUCAUUUCUACAUCAACUUUGUGCAUCAGCCAGAUCAGCUUGAUUUUGCAGCCCUUACCAAUGACGAUAAGCCGUAGCUCUCGUACGAGGCUACAUCAACCACAGAGUGGUUGGAGUUGACGCCUUGGUGAGGUCAAUUGUCAUCCAUUCCAUCAUAUGUUCACUUCGCGUAAAGUGCUUACGAUACUAAGCAUUAGGGAUUGUACACAUGAGGAGGCUUUUGAGAGCAAGAGAUAGGUGACACCCUCGGAUAAUUUUAUUUCCAUACUUGGGCCGCAAAUAUGCUCCAUACGACACGGGCUGCAGUGCAUUGUGCUGAGUUAAACGUCUAGAACCCAGCAAGAAGAUACCAACCUUGCGGAUGCCCUGCAACCGUUCCAUGCCAUCAUGAGAGACAAUACCGGCCUUUGAGAAAAUGAUUAUUGCAAAUCUCUGACGCUUUUCGGAGCCAGCCUGCGAUGGCAUCCAGACAGCGGCUAGCAGCAGGAACAUAAUUUCACUCGUAUUCUCCCUUGAAAGGACAAGAACAACAUCGCAACGGUUGCUCGACGAAUAUCACAGGAUUGCUCCCGUCUUUAGGGAUGGUUUAAAGCUGUGCAAAAGUAGUUACGAAGCGGGAAAAUUCUCUAUGUUUCUGUCUAGUAAUUAAGAUAGUGGUAAUCUUCCUGCACAGCGGUAGUAUUUCCCAUGCUAGUCAUGACAACUACUUUCACAGAUCCGCUUCCCGGCGGCACCUUGCAAAGAAGCCAAUCAUUGCGUGAACUUACUCUUGAAACUUCAGCCGGUAAAUCACCAAAGGUAACUUUUGCUCCUUCCUCGAGGAAGCGUCCAGUGAUAGAAA